Messenger RNA from Mesorhabditis belari, 624 nucleotides. The record is from the annotation of a GenBank genome assembly. Lineage: Eukaryota; Metazoa; Nematoda; Chromadorea; Rhabditida; Rhabditidae.
AUGGGUUAUACUUUCCAUUAUUUCCCCCUUCGAGCUGUCGGUGAGCCAGUGCGCCAACUCUUCAAAAUCGCAGGAAAAGACUUUGAGGACAAGAGGAUCACUUUUGAGGAAUGGAUGGCCGAUGUGAAACCGACAAUGCCUUUCAACCAGCUGCCCGUUCUCGAGUUGGAAGACGGUACGAUGAUCGCCCAAUCCGCCGCAAUAGCUCGUUAUUUGGGAAAAGAAUUUGGGAUCCUCUGGGGCAAGAACAAUCUCGAGGCAGCGAAAGUCGAUGGUUUCAUCGAUCUCUACAAGGAUUACUACAACGAGAUCCGUCAAUUCUAUUACACUGCGCUCGGGGUUUUGCAAGGAAAUUUGGAUGAGCUGUACGAGUCGGUUCUUGUGCCAGCUGCCGAUAAAUUUUUCGCUCUCGUCGAGGGAAGAAUUGAGAAAGAAGGACACGGAUAUUUGGUUGGAUCCGAGAUUUCAUACGCUGAUUUGGUUGUCUGUGAUCACAUGGUCACGCUCAAUAAUCUUCGACCCGAAUACCUAAAGAAACAUCCAAAGCUGGCUGGCUAUCAAGAGAAAGUCUACUCUCAUCCGGCGCUCAAGAAAUGGCUCGACGAGCGUCCAGAGGACAAAAUG